CUCUCAGCUAUAUUGGCAGUCAGUCAAAGUUAGAAUGUCAACUAGAAGUGAACUUGUUUUAAUACUCGGCCUCUGCCUGCUCCUCAAUUUGCUGGGCACUCAUGCCCGACCAGAGCCAGAGCAGAGUCCUGCCAAAACGAAACGCGGAUCGUACGACUGGUUUUCUAGCAUUUUGUCAGACUACUUUGAUGACAGCGACAGCGACUCGGAGGAGAUCCUGAUUUGUCGCAACUGUACGGUUAUAGUCGGGCAAAAGGAUCCGAAUCAAACUGCUGAGACAACUGCUGCACCAGUGGCUCCUACUGCUGCAGCUCCAACUGCUGCUCCUGGCGCUCCACCUGUAGCUCCACCGGUCGCUAAUCCUCCGGCUGCUCCGGCUGCCCCUUCUGCUCCUCCUGCUUCUCCAGCAGCUCCGGCGCCAGCCACUGGAGAUGCCACAACAGCAGUUCCGGCGGGAGCCCCUGCAGGAUAGUUUUUCCAAUCCGUUCUCUGCCACAUAAGUAUCAUCCAUCUAUCCAUGGGUUUGAACACAGGAUUCGGUAUACGACUUUAUUUAUGACAUGAAUAAAACUUUUGUUCUCGGUGCAAAAUCGCUUCACGAA
Molecule: messenger RNA, 602 nt
Organism: Drosophila guanche
Lineage: Eukaryota; Metazoa; Arthropoda; Insecta; Diptera; Drosophilidae
Product: actin cytoskeleton-regulatory complex protein pan1
Exons: 3
Coding region: 35-472 (145 amino acids)
Source: RefSeq, a predicted model, not a curated record